Molecule: messenger RNA, 2049 nt
Organism: Alternaria arborescens
Lineage: Eukaryota; Fungi; Ascomycota; Dothideomycetes; Pleosporales; Pleosporaceae
Exons: 2
Coding region: 1-2049 (682 amino acids)
Biological process (GO): protein phosphorylation
Molecular function (GO): protein kinase activity; ATP binding
Source: RefSeq, a predicted model, not a curated record
AUGGGCCAGUGUUUCUCAAGCCUGCAUAGCAAGCAUGGUAUACCCAAUGAAGAGGAAGCGCUCGGAUCUGCCUUACCAAAUCGAGAACAUCUAGACAAUUCUAGGAAGGCAACGCCGGAGUCGAUCAAGGCACGCGAUCGAGAUCAAUUUGACGCAGACGACAAAAUCAGCACGACACUGCAAGCAAAUCAGCACUUUUUUGACAUUGGAAAGAUCAAGUACGAACUUUUCGAGGAAUUGAGAUCCAACGAAGUUGGCGAGGAAGGCAAGCCCAUAAUACUCCCUGACGAGGUCAAACGCCUCUGGGCUCGCACCUAUUAUCGCAGAGUUUACACGAGCCAAGUCUGGUACGACUUGGCAUGGGACAGAAAUGACUUCAUGGAACAGUUCGUUCGGAUCAUGUCAGUCUUGAUACGUAUUGAUUUCUGCAGAUGGGACCAGUUUCACACAAUCUUCAUUAUUAGGUCAGACCGGCGAGAUGAGCAUCUCCCUUUUGAUCUAGAGGAAUUGAAAGAGGAGGAUUUCUUGGGUGGAGUAACAGGAUCCAACUUUCAUGCAGCACAAUUCGCCUUUUGUCCGAGUCAGAUUCCGCAACAAGAAGAUGAGUUUAGACUGCACAGUGAAAAGCGGCUCCCCUGGGUCGAUAACCCUAAGCGCAUAGGGCAGGGUGCUUUUGGAAAAGUCGAGAAGCGAACAGUGGCAAAGGGCUUCUUACAAUAUCAGGACUACACUAUCAACUCUAGAGCCAAAGCUGUCGCCGUUAAGACCUUGUCUGGGGUACAUGCACGCCAAGACGAGUUCAAAAACCUGAAAGAACUGCGCGAAUGUCUCAGUGAUCACAAAAGAAUUAUGGUCAAUAUCGUCACGAUGGUUGAACAAUCGAGUGAGGGCGACAUCUAUCAUAUCGUUUACGAGUUGGCCGCGUACGACCUAAAUGUCUUCCUGACGAACAUGCCUCGAAGCCUAAGAGAAAAACGCCAUGCAACAGCUGGCCCUGAAAGAACGGAUUCUGCAAAUAUGUGGCCUGGCGAUCUGAUUUCAGAGAGCGUUAAUCUUGCCGAUGCAUUGGACUAUCUUCAUAACCGACUUUUCGCUGAGUCCCAUGUAUCACUCUCCCAUAACGACAUCAAACCGGAAAACAUUCUAGUAGUCUACCCCGAGACUACCAACAGGCAGGACAGGUUCCCUGUCGGACAGUGGAAGCUUGCCGAUUUCGGACUCUCGGUCGUUAAGCUCAAGCGACCAUAUGCUAGCCACAGUAAACACUUGAGCGUAGAUAACGCUGCACUGAGUCCCUCUAAUCCACAGAAGACCCAUAGGACUGACAGGCCUCCCUCUGUGUCAAAUGCCAUGCCCACACGGGACCCGGGCCAGUACACGGCACCAGAGUGGGACCAGACUACCCCAAAACCAGUAGACUGUAGAAGGGCUGACGUGUGGUCAUUUGGAUGCGUUCUGUCUGAGAUCGUCACCUAUGCUGUUAAGUUGGACUGUCAGCUGGUCGAAAAAUUCCGCGAUUCACUUGGAAAAAGUGAGCAGCCUGGUCAACGGGAGCCGCAAGACCAUCGGUUCUACGACCACGAAUCUAAGGAUGUUAAGCCCCAGUUUCUUAACCACCUCACGAAGCUACCAAGCGAAGCUCAUGGAGACAAGCGUAUUCCGGAAAACAACCAUUGGAUAGGUUCCUGUGUCGACCUCAUCAAGGAAAUUGUUGUUCAGGACCCCAUUUCACGACUCUCAGCGACCAAAAUUCGAGCGAGGCUCAGCGAGAUCGAUUUGUCUAUGCGUGACCAAAAGAGAAUCUGGCUAAGUCAUGACUUGCAACCACUAGACACGAGCAUGCUGGACACAGGCAUUGCGGUAUCUGGCUCAACAAGUGCUAUAUCCCAAAGUCCCACGGAGUAUGGCGAUUCCGACCACCCAAGAGAUGAUUUGGUGACUAGAGUGCCGAGUAUCUGCGUUCAUCACUCGGAUAACUCAAUGCCUGAAAUUUCCCAAUCUCGGCACAGUGUUGACGAUGAACGACGGAGAGCUACAGCGCCUAGAUGA